AUGUCUCUGCAGGAAAAAAAAUAUCAGACGAAGGCUGUUGCACAGAAAUUGAAGGAGGCAGAGAUCACGGAGCAGGACUCUCUUCUCCUGACGAGGAAUCUACUUCGCAUUGCUAUAUUCAAUAUCAGUUAUAUCAGAGGUCUUUUUCCAGAAAAGUAUUUCAACGAUAAAUCAGUUCCUGCUUUAGAGAUGAAGAUCAAGAAGCUCAUGCCGAUGGAUGCAGAGUCUAGAAGAUUGAUUGACUGGAUGGAAAAAGGUGUAUAUGAUGCAUUGCAGCGGAAGUACCUUAAAACGCUUCUGUUCUGCGUGUGUGAGGCGGUGGAAGGGCCAAUGAUUGAGGAAUAUGCCUUUUCUUUCAGCUAUUCCAAUUCUGAUAGUCAAGAGGUCUCAAUGAACGUCAGUCGCACUGGAAACAAGAAACAGGGAGGAACAUUCAAGUGUAACUCCACGGCCGAAAUAACUCCCAACCAGAUGAGGAGUUCUGCUUGUAAGAUGGUUCGUACGCUGGUUCAGCUGAUGAGAACAUUGGAUAAGAUGCCCGAAGAGCGCACCAUAUUGAUGAAACUCCUCUACUAUGAUGAUGUUACGCCAGUCGAUUAUGAACCUCCAUUCUUCAGAAGUUGCGCAGAGGAAGAGGCACACCAUCCCUGGACUAAAAGUCCAUUAAGGAUGGAGGUUGGAAACGUCAACAGCAAGCAUUUUGUAUUAGCUCUCAAAGUAAAGAGCGUGCUUGAUCCGUGUGAAGAUGAAAAUGAUGAUAAUGAAGAGAUUGAAGUUAGCUUAGGAGCUAACUCGGAACAAAGGAACGGGUUUUCUGAAACUGAUAGUGAGGUUGACCCUUCCCCAGAAGGCGAUUAUAUUGUUGCACCAAGAGAAAAACUACAACUACAAGAACAAGAUAAUACUAGGAAAGUUGAUGAAGAUGAGACUCAGGAUCCAGAGGAAGAUGAACAGCAGUUAGCAAGGGUGAAGGACUGGAUCUAUAGUUACCAAUAUGACAAAUUAGAAAUUACCGACGUUCUUUCAAAUUUUCCAGACAUCUCGGUGGUUUUAAUUGAAGAAAUUAUGGACAAGCUUGUUAACGAAGGCGUUUUAUCCAAGACUGGAAGAGAUUCUUACAACAUCAUCAGGCAGAAGGCGUUUGAAUAUGAAUUCGACUUGGUGAAAGAAGAAACUGAUGGUCAAAUAGACAAAGUUGGUGCCAACGCUACCACAGUCCACGAUCUCCUGUAUAUGAAGACUUUAUAUCACACUCUUCAAAUGAGUUAUGUGACGGUUUCAAAGCUUCAAAACAAGCUUGAAGGAGAGGCCAAUCUAACCACAGUACGUAAAAUGAUUGACAAGAUGAUUCGAGAUGGUUUUGUUGAAGCCAAAGGGAGCCGAAGAAUGGGUAAACGCGUGAUCCACUCAGAUUUAGCUGAAAAGAAGUUCAAAGAAGUAAAGAAAGUAUUGAACUACGAAGACAUGGAAAUCGAUUCUUAUGGACCACAUGGAAAGUCCAACAACAAGAUGGAUAGCAACCACAAGGACAUGUCCACAUGUGGCAUCCUCCGUUCCAUUGGAUCAGAUUUAACGCGCAUGAGAGUGGCCUCAGGCACACCCCAAAAUGAUUCGAAAUCAACGGACCUUGGAAACACUCCCACAAGCACGCCUGCGCCAGCUGCGUCCAGAGAGAGUUUCGUACCAGGAAAUGAUAAUAUUAGAGUGAAUGGAAGUGCAAACCACCACCCUGACGAGAUGGACUUCGAAAAAUCCACUCAAGAUAAACGAUCCAGAAAGACAAGCACGGUUAAGGAUCCUAUCCUUCAGUACACAAAGCGACAGAAGUCACAAGACCAGUGAGAAGGCUUUGAAUAUUUGACUUGUUCGACCAUAUUCUCCUAUUAAAACUGGUAAUUCUUCUAAUGGUUGAAAUUAGAAUAAGUUUCUAGAUCUUGAUGAACCUAUCAAUCAUCCUUCCAUUAUUAAUAUUCCAUUAUUCCUUACUAGUA
Molecule: messenger RNA, 1991 nt
Organism: Cucurbita pepo subsp. pepo (vegetable marrow)
Lineage: Eukaryota; Viridiplantae; Streptophyta; Magnoliopsida; Cucurbitales; Cucurbitaceae
Source: RefSeq, a predicted model, not a curated record